Hippocampus zosterae (dwarf seahorse) is the source of this 1617-nucleotide messenger RNA. It is a transcript of the gene sac3d1, whose product is annotated as SAC3 domain containing 1. Gene Ontology annotation, biological process: spindle assembly; centrosome duplication. The record is from RefSeq and is a predicted model, not a curated record. Bases 153 to 1415 code for a protein of 420 amino acids. The transcript has 4 exons. NCBI's taxonomy places the organism in Eukaryota, Metazoa, Chordata, Actinopteri, Syngnathiformes, Syngnathidae. Gene Ontology annotation, cellular component: nucleus; spindle; centrosome.
ACUGUAUUUUUUUCAAUACAAUGUCAUUAAAUUGGGGUGUCACUCACUACAUAUUUGAAUACUUGGCGCGGCUAUAUACUGUGAGGCAUUCGAAGUACAAGUUUGGUCUCUUACAAGCUUGAUUUUCGCUAGUCGUGAUAAGUGCUGGUAUAAUGGAAGCUACGAAACACGUCUCUCAGUGUUUUAAUGUUCAACGCGGAUAUAAUGCUGUCAUUCACACGGAGCUAGUUAAACACAUGAUGACCAACGCAGCAGCUGCACCUCCCUGCGGAAUGAUGCACCACAACAAGGGGAGCAGAAAAUGGCAGAACCCGGGACGCGGGCAAGGACGCAGUCAAUCCCAGAUGAAAGAAAAUGUCAAAACUCAGCAGCGUGGAGACAAUACUGUUCCCAGGGGCGUCUGCCAGACCAUGUGUCCAGCCCGGGAGCUCCACAAACGGGAAUCCCAAAAUCGUCUGCAUCGCUUCGAGAUGGUGGUGGGCACGGAGAAAGACCGUAGACCCCGAGCGGACCCCCUGCGUGCUGUCAAGGAGUAUUCCAGACCGGCGGCUGGGAAAGACUUUGCCAACUCCGCCGACCUCCGUCCCCCUGCCGUGUUGCUGAAAACUGUGUGUUACCUGAUUGAUGAGGUCGCUGCAUCUCCGCAUUUGCAUCCUUGGACUGAGGUGUAUAGCUUUGUUUUUGACCGCCUGCGCAGCGUGAAGCAGGACAUGAUCAUUCAGAGAGCGCACGGGCCAGACUGCGUGGCCAUUUUGGAGCGAAUGGUGCGCUUCCUCAUAUACGCCUCGCACCGGCUCUGCGACGAGCCCCUGCAACUUUUUGAUCCCUGCAUCAAUGACACGCACCUCCAGGAGAACCUCAGCUGGCUGCUGGACUGCUACGCGAACGAAACCGGGCCACAUCCCAACCAGGAUGAAUUCCAGGCUCUUGGUUUGCUCUACAACUUAGGUUCCCAUAGAGCCACGCAGCACAUCAUGGAGCUUCCAGCACCACUUCGUCGCGCCCCCGCCAUCAUGCUCGCCAUCUCCAUUAACCGGUCCUUCCUGGACCGUAACCCGGUACGUCUGCUGCGCUCCGCUCACCGGCUGAGCUUCCUGCAGGCCUGCGCUUUACACCGUCACGUGACGGCGAGCCGGAAGGACCUGCUGCUCAUUUACAGCCACGGUUACGGCAGCCGGAACUGUCGUUUCCCACUGGAUGCGCUGUGUAAGCUCCUCGCCUUGGAGAAGCGUCUGACCAGCGCGUUGUGCCAAGCGUGUGGCGUGGAGGUCAAUGCGGACGAGCAGGUGAUGUUUUCCAAGGCCUCCUUCGCUGAGCCAGAACAAGAGAAAUUGUGCUGCUCUCUUUAUCACAACAUUGUGGCGGAGAAGGAAAAGGAGCUCACGAUUAGCAGCAUCAUAAAUGGCUGUGUUUGACAAAACACGCUUGUUAAAACGUAAUGAUCAUGCUUGUCGCCAAUCUUUUAAACUGCCACCACAAUACUUACAUUGUUUAAGUCAUACUUAUGACAUCAUCGUUUUGCACCGUUUUCUUAUUUUUAUGUCAGAGUUUUUUGUUUAAAAAAAAAUAAGAAGAAGGCUUUAUGUUUGAAUUUCAAUAAAAGUUGUACAAAUUGAA